This is a messenger RNA of Platichthys flesus (European flounder), 1466 nucleotides long. Its product is annotated as histone H1-like. Gene Ontology annotation, biological process: nucleosome assembly. The record is from RefSeq and is a predicted model, not a curated record. Gene Ontology annotation, molecular function: DNA binding; structural constituent of chromatin. Bases 16 to 642 code for a protein of 208 amino acids. Lineage: Eukaryota; Metazoa; Chordata; Actinopteri; Pleuronectiformes; Pleuronectidae. Gene Ontology annotation, cellular component: nucleosome. The transcript has a single exon.
CCGAACAGCAGAACCAUGGCAGAAGAAGUUCCCACUCCAGCGCCGACCAAGGCCCCGAAGAAGGCGGCAACCAAACCGAAGGCGGCAGCCAGGCCCAAGAAGACCGGACCCAGCGUCCGCGAUCUCAUCGUCAAGGCCGUGACCGCCUCCACCGAGCGCAACGGCAUGUCGCUGGCCGCCCUGAAGAAGGUUUUGCUGGCCAGCGGCUACGAUGUGCUGAAGAACAACAGCCGCGUGAAGGUCGCCGUCAAGGCGCUCGUCGACAACGAGGUCCUGGUUCAGACCAAGGGAACCGGCGCAUCCGGCUCCUUCAAGCUGAACAAGACCGCCUCCAAGAAGGCCGCCGCUAAGAAGCCCGCCGCCAAAGCCAAGAAGAGCCCGGUGAAGAAAGCUCCCGCGGCAAAGAAGGCUGUCGCAGCCAAGAAGACCGCGGUUGCCAAGAAGUCACCGAAGAAGGCGAAGAAACCGGCGGCGGCACCCAAGAAGGUGACCAAGUCCCCGAAGAAGGCCGCCAAGAGCCCGAGGAAGCCGGUGAAGAAAACCCCGGUGAAGAAGGCUCCGGCCAAGAAGCCAGCGGCGAAAAAGGCACCUGCCAAGAAGCCCGCGGCGGGGGCGAGGAAGGCGCCAUCCCGGAGGAAGUGAGCGGACCAAGACCCGAACCCCAACAAAAGGCUCUUUUAAGAGCCACACACCCGAGACCCGAGAGAGCCGGUUCCUACCCUCACACUGAGUUCACACAAUACUUCUACAUGAUCCAUACCACAAGACUUCAUACUUCUACUUGAUCUAUAUCACAAUAGUUUAUAUUUCUACAUGAUCUACAUCACUAUACUUAAUUCUUCUACGUGAUCUAUAUCACAAUACUUUAUACUUAUACAUGAUCUACAUCACAAUACUUAAUACUUCUACGUGAUCUGUAUCACAAUACUUUAUACUUAUACAUGAUCUACAUCACAAUACUUAAUACUUCUACGUGAUCUGUAUCACAAUACUUUAUACUUCUACAUGAUCUACAUCUCAACACUUUAUACUUCUACAUGAUAUAUAGCACAAUACUUUACAGUACCUGGAAUAUGUCUUACAUUCUGAGCAGCGCUUUGUAUUUCAAGUUACUAAUACUCUAGUUAUACUGUUGUAACAUGUAUUAAUAAUUAUAUACAAACUUAAGCUACAUUUACACUAUCAGAUAUUAUGUAAUGUACAUAAUUUACAGUAUUAUUCAUCUAAAUAUUAUCAGGACAUGCACAAUAAUGAGUCACUGUUCUGUAUGUAAACACGUAACUGUACAUGUUGCUACAGCACAUAUGUCAAAUAGUAUUUCUCUUAUGCUUGGGUCACGAUGAGACUUUAUUAAUCCUGUAGGGAAAUACUUGUAUAUGAGUAAUUGGCAAGAAGCUGUGAGUGCAUGAACAUUCACUACAGACAUCAUUAAAUAAACAUUUUCUAGUAAAACAUGAAUCAUUAUG